AAAGGCUGCCCCAUGUCCUGUGGCAGUGAAGGGCAGGUAUAAAAGGCAGCCUAAGUCUCUGCUCUCUCAUCCACUUCUCUUGCUUCCUUCUGCUUGGGAACCAGGUGCACCUGCAGCCCCAAACCAUGUCCUGCUACACCCCGUGCCGGCCCUGCCAGCCCUGUGGCCCCACUCCACUGGCCAACAGCUGCAAUGAGUGCUGUGUCAGGCAGUGCCAGAACUCCACUGUUGUCAUUGAGCCACCUGCUGUGGUGGUGACCCUGCCUGGGCCCAUCCUGAGCUCCUUCCCACAGAACACUGUGGUGGGAUCCUCCACCUCUGCUGCUGUUGGCAACAUCCUCAGUUCUGACGGAGUGCCCAUCAACUCUGGGGGCUUUGACAUCUCCAGCAUCACCAGGCGCUACGGUGGAAGGAGGGGCCUCCCCUGCUAAUGGUGCUGGUCUUGGGAAAUGCCCCCCGGAUCUCCAGGCAUGGUGCUGGACAAAGGAAGAAUCUUCAGGUCAUUUCUUUCAGAGGAACUGACCAUCUUUAGUACCUCCUGAAAAUUCUGGAAAGAAGGGCCCAGCUCAGGCACUUCAAAAGCCCUAUGUCUUUCCUACCUUGUAUCUCCUUGUUUCUAUUUUCAUUGUGUCCUUCCGCUCCCCUCAGCUGCAAGGCUCCUCCAAGCCAGCCUGCACUCUACAGGCAAGGCAAAUGGAUGCCCUGCAUGGACUUCACCAUGGCCAAGAGGUGAAGUGUCUUGCUUGUCCCUCCAGAUCUCUGAACUGAGGGACUGUGCUUGUAAAAACCUUGAUUCCUUCUUUAAACUCAAUAAAGAUUUUUGCAUCUCAA
Haemorhous mexicanus (house finch) is the source of this 831-nucleotide messenger RNA. RefSeq names its product feather keratin Cos1-1/Cos1-3/Cos2-1-like. Gene Ontology annotation, cellular component: intermediate filament. Gene Ontology annotation, molecular function: structural constituent of cytoskeleton. Lineage: Eukaryota; Metazoa; Chordata; Aves; Passeriformes; Fringillidae. The record is from RefSeq and is a predicted model, not a curated record. Bases 126 to 431 code for a protein of 101 amino acids. The transcript is spliced from 2 exons.